GAGCGGUGGGACUGGUUUUGCUGGAUUUUGUGCCCCCUCGGCCUGAUACCACGCGAGCUCCUAAGGGCGAAAGUACAAGGCGAGUGGAGCACUCCAGCUUGUCCGCCGUCCAAAGGACGGCGAGCCACAAGUCCCCCCGGUCUUUUCGCUUUCCAGUUGGGCCGCGUAAGAAGUUAAGGGUUUGGCUCCCCACCUCCUUCGGCUGCUUGUAAGCACGUGGCCCGGCCCCUCGGAGGUGGACGGCGUGCGGUGGAGCCGAAGGCGCUGGCCCAGGUGCCCCCGUCUGCUACGGAAGGAAGAAACCGGGGAGCCCCCGAGGAGGUGGCCAAAGCGGGGUGAGUUACGGAGGCGUGGAGCAGGAGAAGGGAGACGGAAGCGGCCCUGGCGUCUCUUUUUUUUCUCUUCCCGGAACCGAAAUGCUCCCUUCCUCCUCGUCGGAGAAAGCCCAGUGAGCAGCCUUUCUUUCGAUCACCCACAUUUCCCGCGGCCUGGAGCACACGUUCUCGGGAGGAAAGGCUGCACGCGUUUGUACCUCGGGGGAUCCACUCCGCACUGUGGGAGGAGCGAGGGGCGAGCGCCGCUGAAACAACGUGUAAUGGGGAGAGAUCCGGCACAUCCUGGCGCUGCUGGCGAGGCCAUCGUCACCUAAGAGCGAUGGUGGCGGCUUCAUCAAGGACGACAUCAAGAGCACCAACUCCGGUCACAGGGACCCGGCAGCGUAGCAGGAGGAACGGGCCCCGGCCAUUGUCUGCCAAGAUAUGAGACAUGAUUGUUGGACGCAGAAGAUUAAAGUUGCUGGGAAUUCUAAUGAUGGUAAACUUCUUUAUAUAUGUCAUUGUGGAAGUCUCAAAGAAUAGUGGCCAAGAGAAAAAUUCAAAAAGACAAGUUAUACUUCCAAGGAGCAGAUUUUGGAGAAAGUAUACUCCUCACAAGGCAUACUGGAAUAAACAGCAGCAGAAGUUAGAACGCUUAUACAAUCCUAUUUUUGCAUUACUUUUCAAUAUGACUGUGGAAGAAAGGUUAGCUUCCAAUAAUAGCUUUGUGAACUCCUGUGAUCCUGAUCCAUUUAUAUCUUCAUAUCUUAAAGACUUUGAAAAGUUACCAGAUAGGUUUAAAGACUUUUUUCAUUAUUUAAGAUGUAGAAAUUAUUCAUUAUUAGUAGAUCAACCACACAAGUGCAAACACAAACCUUUUUUGCUUCUGGCUAUUAAAUCACUCAUACCACAUUUUGACAGAAGGCAGGCGAUCCGGGAAUCCUGGGGAAGAGAAAUUAAAUUGGGAGACAUAACUAUUGUGAGAGUUUUCCUAUUAGGUCAAACUCCUCCUGAAGAUAACUUUCCCAAUCUCUCAGAGAUGUUGAAAUUUGAGAGUGAAACCCACCAAGACAUACUUCUGUGGAACUACAGAGAUACGUUCUUCAAUCUGACUCUGAAAGAGGUACUGUUCCUAAAAUGGGUCAGUAAUACUUGCCCGGAUGCCCAGUUUAUUUUCAAAGGAGAUGAUGAUGUUUUUGUGAAUACCCAUCAGAUCCUGGAUUACUUGAAGAGUUUAACUAAAGAAAAAGCCAAAGACUUGUUCAUAGGUGAUGUUAUCCAUGAUGCUGGACCUCAUCGUGAUAAGAAUCUGAAAUACUAUAUCCCAGAAAGUGUUUAUGAAGGCUCUUAUCCUCCAUAUGCAGGAGGUGGCGGAUUUCUUUAUUCUGGUGAUCUGGCAUUGAGAUUAACUAACAUAUCUGACCAAGUCCUCCUUUAUCCAAUUGAUGAUGUGUAUAUUGGAAUGUGCCUUCAGAAACUUGGGCUUGCUCCAGAAAAGCACAAAGGCUUCAAAACGUUUGACAUCGAAGAGAAGCAGAGGAACAAUAUUUGCUCCUAUACAAACCUAAUGUUAGUCCACAGCCGGAACCCUCAAGAAAUGAUUAAAAUCUGGACAAACUUGCAAGAUCCACAUUUAAGUUGUUAAAUGGGUGUGUGUCCAAAAAUUCUUUCCAAAUUCCAGUUUAAGUUUUUUGGCUAAAUGGUAAGUAUAUUGUCUUCAUUUGGUGGCUUGUUUUGUAAACCAAAAUUAGCUAUUAACAGAUUGUCUAGUACUUCUGAAAGUGAGACUACAACCAUAAGAAUGCACAUCAGAAGAUAUGGCAUGAAAAUAUCCUUAUUAUACCACUGGCCUAAAAUAUUGAAGUUGUGAUUAGAGUAACCUUUGAUUAUAAGACUGAUUAGUUCAGUUAUAUUCAAUAAAUUGUUCUUGUUCUGACACUGUAAUUUAAUUAUGGUAAUUUUAAUUAGAUUCCAUCACCUUUCCUGGAAUGAGAAAUUGUAGAGGCUGUGCUGUUAACUCAGACUCUUAUUUUCCCAACUUAACUUUCAUAAGUAAGUUAAAUAAUACAAUUGAAGAGGUAUUUUUGCAACUUAGUUUCCUACCUUCAACUCCAAUCCCUUUAUCCCUCCGCUAAAUAAUAUUUCAGUUAAAGAUGAUAGAAGCAUCACUAAUAUGGGGCAGUUCAUUUAAAGGUCAAAUGAGAAGUUACAUAACUUAGUUUAAAUUGCAAUUUGAGAGGCUAAAUAUUUUUUUGUUUCAAACUCAGUUAAUGGACAACUUUUAUUUUAAUUGUCAUCAAAACUACAACAUUGUAUAAUUUGAUUUAGAUUUGAUUUUGCUUAGUUGCUAUUUUUAAUAUUAAUAGUAGGCCACUUGACUGAAGAAAUUUCAUACAUUAAAUGGUUCAGGAAGAUUGGGUUUCUAUAGAUUUGGUUUACAAUUUCAUGAAAAUGAUGGUGAUUGAGAUCCCAAUU
Molecule: messenger RNA, 2789 nt
Organism: Candoia aspera
Lineage: Eukaryota; Metazoa; Chordata; Lepidosauria; Squamata; Candoiidae
Gene: B3GNT2
Product: UDP-GlcNAc:betaGal beta-1,3-N-acetylglucosaminyltransferase 2
Exons: 2
Coding region: 766-1959 (397 amino acids)
Cellular component (GO): Golgi membrane
Molecular function (GO): hexosyltransferase activity; UDP-glycosyltransferase activity
Source: RefSeq, a predicted model, not a curated record